Molecule: messenger RNA, 396 nt
Organism: Nanorana parkeri
Lineage: Eukaryota; Metazoa; Chordata; Amphibia; Anura; Dicroglossidae
Gene: OPA3
Product: optic atrophy 3 (autosomal recessive, with chorea and spastic paraplegia)
Exons: 1
Biological process (GO): regulation of lipid metabolic process
Cellular component (GO): mitochondrion
Source: RefSeq, a predicted model, not a curated record
AUUGGAGUGUCAGCUCUGCUGGUGAAUGGUUUGAUUGCCUGCUGUGGGCUAAGCCCCGCCUCUCACGCACUUCUUCUUGCAGUGUACCAUUGGGUGGAGAUGAGAGCGAAGAUGAGGAUGAUGGGAUUCCGUGGAGCGGCCAUUAAACCCCUGAAUGAGGAUGCGGCAGCUGACUUGGGGGCGGAGCUUCUGGGAGAAGCCAUUAUCUUCCUGGUGGGAGGCGGCUGUAUGGUACUGGAGUACUCGCGGCAGGCGGCCAACAGCCGCCGGAAGGAGGAGGAGCUGGAGGCCAGGCUGGGCGCCAUGGAGGCCGAAAUUGCCCGUAUGGGGCUGCAAACGGAAGAGCUGGACGCCCGGGCGCGGGCCGCAGAGAGACAGCAAGUGGCAGCCAAGUGA